CUUUGCCUCUGCUCCCCCCCCCCUUCCCCCUCUGCUUUCUGCCACCCGUCUCUGUCUGCCACCGCUGAGCCCGGUGUCCCGCAUCCACUCUUCCCCCCUCCCCAGCGCGAGAAAGACCCCGCUCCGCCCCCGCCGAGACAUGCCUCCUUCCAGCGUCAAGUCCUCGGUGCGGCAGGCCGCCGCUUCGGCCCAGCAGGCCGUCGCCGCUGCCCCCGGCGCCGCCAAAGCCACGGCCGACCCCUGGUACGCGCCGUCCAAUCUGGCACGCGCGCGCGUCCCCAUCGGCUUCGCCAUCUUCCUGGUGGCCUACAUCCUCAUGUACCGCACGCCGGUCCUCCUGCAGAUCCCCUGCGCCGUGCUCCUCUGGUGGGAGCUCGGUAAGGAGUUCACCGGGCGCCGGGGCCCGGUCAUGCUGGUGUGCUUCACCCUGCUGUCGCUCUUCGACUUUGCCGUGCUCAAUGGCCGCGGCAGUGGCUUGUGCCAGGUGACUACCAGUGUCCUCUCGCCGGUCCUGCGCUGGCUCACCCCGGGCAUGGGCGGCGCCGACCCGCUCGCCACCACGGCCUGGUGGUGCUCCGGUACAUUCCCCAUCUGGGAGUACAUCGGCCUGCGGGCCCUGCUGGUUGCUGGCAUUGGUCUCCUCGCUGGGCUGCGCACCUUUGACGUGCUGGUCGUCAACUAUGUCCUUUCCGGCCUGACUUGUGUCAUGUGGAUCAUGGCCAACUACCCGGUCGACGUGCUGCUUGCUAUCAGCAUCAUCGUUGCUGGAUCGGACGGCUUCCAGUAUUUCACUGGCAAGACCUUCGGCCGGACGAAGAUCGUCCCGAAGAUCUCCCCUAACAAGUCUCUCGAGGGCUACAUCUGUGCUUUCUUCAUUUGCAUCGCCAUGUACUACUUCUACCUGGCUGAUCCGAGCGCUGUCCCGAUCCGUCAGGGUCUUUUCUACAUGGUUGUCAUGUUCCUGGUCGGUGUCUUUGGUGAUCUGUUCGUUUCCUGGUGGAAGCGCUCCCACCGCAUCAAGGACUCGUCCUCCUUCCUUGGCUCUCAUGGUGGCUUCCUCGACCGUCUCGAUUCCCAUCUUGCCGGCUGGAUCUGGUCCGCGGUGUAUGUGAGCUUCCUCUACACCGGCUCGUCAAAGGACUUCACCGGCCUCAGCCACCAACGCAUUGAGACCAUGAUCGUCGUCGUCUGGGGCAUCCUCCUCUCGCAUUGGGCCAUCACUCGUUUCAUGGGGUGGCGCCGCGACUAGGCUCGCCUUUCAUGCUCCAUCAUCCCUCCUUCCCCCUUUUUAGAUAGCACCAGUGUUGCGGCGAGAGGUGGUCCACCUACCUGUCCAUCUCCUCCCCCCUUCCCCCCCCCCCUCUCUCUC
Molecule: messenger RNA, 1369 nt
Organism: Fonticula alba
Lineage: Eukaryota; Rotosphaerida; Fonticulaceae
Product: phosphatidate cytidylyltransferase
Exons: 5
Coding region: 140-1249 (369 amino acids)
Biological process (GO): CDP-diacylglycerol biosynthetic process
Cellular component (GO): plasma membrane
Molecular function (GO): phosphatidate cytidylyltransferase activity
Source: RefSeq, a predicted model, not a curated record